UCCUAGUACCAAUCUAUGAUAAUUGAGUCUGAGCAGAUCUCGAGAAUGGAGAAUCAUCCUCUGAGGCUAAGAGCAUGAACAAUGGUUCCUUAUAAUAAGACCAUUUUUUUAUGGUUGAGAAAAUAUCUAGAGUUCACUUCUAACCAAAGUGUUUACAAUUGACACAUAAAAUUCAUAAUGAACACUUUAUUUGCAAUAUCUUAGUACAAUCUUCUUUCUUGAACUUCAGGUUCACAUCUUCUUUAAUUGAAGAAUAUAUAUAAUCUAGCAUAUGUCAUGGAAUUUAUCUUCCAUUCAACUCCUUCAAAAAUCUUCCCUCAGUUCUACCUACCAUUGUGGUAUCUUGAUAAUUUAUCUUGAUUUAAGCCCAUUAAGCAUCCGCUCCAAAUAAUUACCACAUAAAUGAAGAUUCAAAAUCUAGUAUAAAAUGAUUUGUUCUCAUAAUCAAAAGUAUAGCCACUAAUUCGAUGCACUUUGCAUAUUAACUAGAGUCGCAUGCUCUUUUGUGACUAAAGAUGUUUAACAUAAUCUAGAAAUUGUGUCCAUAAAAUGAUAUAUGAAUAAAUCUCAUAAACUUCAGGUUGCGAGUUAAUCAUCAACAAAUAUGGCAAAUGUAAUGAUGCAUCAUAUAAAACAUUUAAAUUUUCAUCACGAAUAGUUGAUGGGCCCUUGAACAAUUUCUAAAUAUGUAUGAAAUGUAUCUCAAGUUUCAUUAGCGGCUGUGGAUCGGCGGACGGUGAUGGUCGACGGGGUUUCUCAAGAACAGUGGUUGGUGAAAUGGUCUGAUGGGUGUGAUGAUGAUACUUCGUGGGAGCCGAUGGACGACUUGGUGCGUCACUUUCCUGACCUUCGCCUUGAGGACAAGGACGUCCUUAACGGGGGGAGUUGAUACGGGCACGACGGAAACCGCAGGAGAUAGCCUAGAAGGGUCGAGCCGUCCCCGAAGGCAGGUUCGGGCGCCUCGCCACUACGACGAUUAUGUUUAGUUCAUUUUUUUUAUGUUUUAUUUAUGUAACGUAGAUUUUACUAGGAGAGCGGUCUAUAAGCUCCUUCAAGGGUUUUCUUUUCGGUUCUUUCCCUUGACGCCUUUUUUGAACCGACAGGUUAGUCGUAGGGUUUGAGGAAGUUCAUCCUAUAAAUAUGGUGCAUGUAAUUCAUAACGGGACAAACAAUAAUACAUCACCUCUCCUCUCCCUAGAUAUUCUCUUUCUUCUCUCUACAAACCCUAAUUUCCUUCCCUAAUUUUCCCCACAUCUUGGCCGCUGGACCCUUAAGGAACGAGAGGUUCCCUUCUCCGGCAGUGCUGAGGCGAUACACCUCGUAUCAACUGGUGCUCUCAUUCUCGAUCUCAUGGCGGCUUCUCCGGAACCUUCUUCGGUGACCCUGGCCGAUGUCAUGCAGGCCAUAACGAAUCUCAGCGCGGACUUGCAGGCUACCAAACUUUGUGUGGCAGAGAUUUCAACCAGUAAACAGCCCGGCGUGGAGGGCCAUAAGCCUCCUGCGAUGCCUUCCCAGGGCAGUUGGCGGCCGCCGCCGUCACGCACCACGCCACCAUCCUUCGACCCGGCUCCGCGUAUGCGCGUGGAUGCGCCGCGUUUCUCGGGGGACGACCCUACCGGUUGGAUCUUCCGUGUCCAAAAGUACUUCGACUACUUCUUGACGCCGGAGCCCGAGCGAUUACAGUUGGUUGCGAUGUUGAUUGACCAUCCGGCUUCCGAAUGGUUCCAUUAUUAUCAAGCUAAUAACGCCGACGCUACCUGGCAGGAGUUUUUAGAAGCAGUGCACCAACGCUUUGAUUCGGACUACUACGAGAACUAUGUGGGCUUAUUAUCCAAAUUGACACAGACCUCCACAGUCCUUGAAUAUCAAACAGCUUUUGAGGCUAUUCUUAAUAAAGUUUCCGGCGUCUUUGAUGCCACGUUGAUUGCGAUGUAUGUGGCCGGACUUAAACAGCCGUUACGUCGCGAGGUGAAUCUGCGCUGCCCCACGUCCCUGCCAGCCACGUUUGCAUUGGCCAGGGAGCUCUCCACCUGCCUUCACGAGGCGGCUGUCUCUUAUGGCACAGUGACCCGUCGUCCAUGGCAGACCCGCUCUGGUUAUCCUUCCACAGCCGGCCUUUUACCCACACCGACCCCCGCGGUAAAGCCAGACUUGGCCCAACAGCGCCCCCAAGACAAAACUUCCUCUUUACCAGUGGUCCGGCUAUCCCACGCAGAGAAGACCGAACGGAGUAAAAAGGGCCUGUGUUGGUACUGCGAUGAAAGGUGGACGUCAACACAUAAUUGCAAGCACCGUUUCCUCGUUCUCAUGGGCCCAGAUGAUGAUGAGGACGACACCGAUACUGUGGGGAAUCUGGAAUCAACCUCCGAUACACCAGUGAUCUCCGCCGACGUCUCCAGCAUACUGUCCUUGGCGGGCAGCCCGAGCCCCCGAUCCCUGCGCAUGGCUGGAAUGAUCAAAGAGGGGGUGGUCCAAGUUCUUUUGGACGGAGGCAGUACGAACAAUUUCAUUCAUCCGGCAGUUGCCGAACGGUUGGCUCUCCCUCUGCAACCGGUUAACCCAUUCCGUGUUUAUGUUGGUAACGGUGAUUCCUUGCGUUGUAUUUAUUCGUGUCCGCAAACCCCGCUUUUGCUGCAAGGCCAUUGUUUUGAAGUUGACUUAUAUCACCUGGCUAUUCACGGUCCGGAUGUGGUUUUGGGGGUACAAUGGUUGCAAACCUUUGGCAAGGUAGCCCACGAUUAUUCACAAAUGACGAUGGAGUUCACAUGGAAAGGGGGUACGGUGCUGUUACGGGGUGAUCAACUGCACCCACGGCCGGUAACAUACGGUCAGUUCUGCACACUCGUCGCUGCCUCGGAGGCCCAAGACGUUUAUGAACUCUUCCUGGCAGAUUCGGAGCCUCCUGCCACGCACCCGGCAUCCACGGCGCCCUUUGUCAUUCCUGCGGAUGUGCCGACGCCAAUCCGGGCAGUUUUGGAGGCUCAGGCAGCUGUGUUUGGCCUACCACAAGGGCUGCCACCGUCUCGUUGUUGGGAUCAUCGCCUUCACUUGGUUUCGGGAACCAAACCCAUUAAUGUGAGAUCGUAUCCGGCUGAUGCUUUAUCGCGCCAAGACGAGGAGGGGGACACGGCGGGUCUUUUCAUGGCCCUGGUACAGCCCAUGCCGCUCCUGUUGCGCGAUCUCCGCUUGGAAAAUCAGUCCCUGCAGGAGUUGCAGGACCUCCAUGCGGCAGUUCUUCGAGGUUCGGCAUCACCGGAUUUUUCGGUGCAUGAUGGGUUGCUUUAUUUCAAGAGGCGGCUGUACCUGGGCAGGGCUUCACCUCUGCGCUUGUCACUACUGGAGGAAUAUCAUUCCACUCCAGCCGCUGGUCACUACUGGUGCAAGUGUUUUAUUGGCCUGGCAUGCGCGGUGACCCGUCCUCCACCGUCUGUUUUUCCAACUAUUGCAGUGCGUUCGCGGGUACCGGAGGUAGAGGAGAUGCUACGUGAGCAGGCUGAACUCUUAGCUGAUCUUCGAGCCCAUUUAAUACAAAUGCAGCAGCGUAUGAGGCCUGGUGAUACACCACGGGUUUCCCUUCCAGAGCAUUUCUUUAAAGGUCGGCCCAUCGCCACUCUAGUAGCGGCUGUGGAUCGGCGGACGGUGAUGGUCGACGGGGUUUCUCAAGAACAGUGGUUGGUGAAAUGGUCUGAUGGGUGUGAUGCUGAUACUACGUGGGAGCCGAUGGACGACUUGGUGCGUCACUUUCCUGACCUUCGCCUUGAGUACAAGGACGUCCUUAACGGGGGGAGUUGAUACGGGCACGACGGAAACCGCAGGAGAUAGCCUAGAAGGGUCGAGCCGUCCCCGAAGGCAGGCCAUCCAUCUAGUGAAUUAUCAAUGACCUGGACAUAUAUAGAGGAGCAUGCCAAAAGUUGAAAUUGAGCAAUAUGCAUGAAAUCAUGAGGAUUAGUCAUUCAUUCAAAUGCAAAAUAAAUUGAUCAUGUUUAAACAUCCACAUGUAAAAGAUAGAUCAUACAUGGAAUAAAUGCACUUUGAAAAACAUAUUGGAAGUUUCAAGAGAAAAAAAACAGUGGAGGUCAAUAUCCAAAAUUUAUAGCAUUAUAGUGGACCGUUUCUGCACUUAAGUAACAUACUCAGCAUGGCACUUUGAAAAUUUAUCCAAAAUUUGAGGAGUAUUUUGAUUAUUGAUUUGGCUUUAGGGUAGCAUAAGAUUUAAAAGUUGCAGAUGCCGAAAAUAAAGAGAGAAAAAAUUGCAGCUAUUAAAAUGCUUUAGUUUCAUGAUUAUUUGUAUAAGUGUAUUGAGAAUUGUCAAGGCUAUGAUAUUUAAAAUUCAGCCUUCAAUUUCAUAGGAGAUUUUGGAUAUAUUAAACAGCUACUGUGUUUGAUUUGAAAUCAAAUUCAACCUCAAAACAGAAGCAACAUAUGCAGAGGCGUAAAAUAAAAGAAUUCCCCCUUUAUUAAAAUAACGAGCAAUUUCCUCAAAGAAAAACAGUGGGUUAUACACAACCAAUCCCUCCCUCAAAAUCAGUUCACAUAAAAAAAUCAUUUCGAAAAGAAAAAAAAUAGGGGAUAAUAGUACCCAAACACAAAUCAGAUUCCACGAUAUGGCAUAUAUAUGUAGAACAUACCAUAUAUCAGUUUAAUAAGAUUGAAUCUGAUAAAAUUGGGAUACCUGGACAGUGAAGAUCUGAAAAUAUCUGAAAAAGGAAAAGAGGAUGAUUGUGUUGCUUUCCGGCGAAAAGAAUGAAGAAAAUAAGCUUACGGCCCCCUUUUCUGCGUCAGCUCUGUUUUUUUUUUUUGUUUCGAUCGGUGGAAGAAGCGGUAUUGCCACAUUCCAAUCGGUGGUGGGGUUAAUCUGGAUCGAUGAUGGCGCUUUCCUCUGCAACUGGCCGGGCUGUCGCCGCCGGUCAUCUUGUGAUUUUUCCAUAUUCUCCACUACCUUAAGGGUAAUGGUAAUAUAUGAUAUGAAAACGU
This is a messenger RNA of Cuscuta campestris, 4974 nucleotides long. The record is from the annotation of a GenBank genome assembly. NCBI's taxonomy places the organism in Eukaryota, Viridiplantae, Streptophyta, Magnoliopsida, Solanales, Convolvulaceae.